AUGGACAAAUUUCUUAAACGGAAACAUGAUUCUGGUACUGAUAAUGCAAGUACAAAUACAAUUAAUGUCAAUGAUGAUACUUUCAAUGAUGAGAAUAAAAUAAAAAAGGUCAAUAGACAAUAUUGCAACGAUUAUUUAAAUUUUGGGUUCACUUAUGUUGACGAAAAUGAUUGUCAAAUUUCCCUUUGUGCGGUUUGUGGGGAAAAGUUGUCUAAUAGCGCAAUGGCGCCAGCGAAAUUAAAACGGUAUUUUUCAUCUAAGCACGCCAAUCUCCAUUCUCCAGUCUAA
This is a messenger RNA of Macrosiphum euphorbiae (potato aphid), 288 nucleotides long. NCBI's taxonomy places the organism in Eukaryota, Metazoa, Arthropoda, Insecta, Hemiptera, Aphididae. The record is from the annotation of a GenBank genome assembly.